AUGGUAUCUGCGUCUCAAGCAACCACACUACGCAGCAAGGAUAAGGAAAUUGCCCCACAAUUGAGCAAGUCGACGAGCAUGCCAAAUGGCUUGACUGUAGGCAAAACACGCUCUCAGUCUCGGAGAUUGGCGGCUGCUGACCAGGAGUUGCUGCAGCCUUCUAUCUCUAGCAGGGAUCGGCAACCCUCCACGAGGCCAGAGGAACGUAAAGCGAUCGCUCGUCAAACAUCCUUGCGGUCCACUUCCCGAGCAGACCUCAAAGCUGUGCCAACUCGUGUUGAAAGACCAAGGGACAGCCCGGCUGAGGAAAACGCCCCACCUUCAUUAGCACAAUCGAGGUCUUCUGGCGGAUCCGAUGGACUGGGUCGGUCGAACUCGAAUGGUAUCAGUCGAUCUAACAGCAAGACAGCUGGCCGCGCACGUUCGAGCUUGGGGUUGAGUCCACUGUUCCACUCCGAAGAUCCUUGUGAGCUUCUACCCAGGACUUCGUUGACUGAAGUCAACACCGACUUGCGUCUUAUGCUGUCCAAUCUGGUCAACCACGCACCAAGUCGGAGAAGAGGAGGUGCACGCAAACAGCCCCACGCGUAUGUCAUCAAAUGGGUUGACUACACCAAUCGUUAUGGUAUUGGGUAUGUUCUGGAUGAUGGAAGUGUGGGCUGUGUUUUCAAGGGUGAGAACGGGCAACCGGCGACGAGUGUUGUGGUGCGCGAUGGCGAGAGACACAUUCGUCGGAAGGCUCGCAGCGUUGAAGAUGAGAAAAGCGAACAAAAACCAAUCUAUUAUUCAGAGGCCGACCAACUAGUUCCUAGAACAGGACCCUCGGUCGAGUUUUAUGAAAAUCGGGAUGAUGAUCUACUCGGUUGCCGCGGUAUUCGACGAGCAUUAAUCUCGCCUUCCCUUUUCGAUAUCAAAACUUCCAGAGCGAUGCGACUUCGCAGCAAUACUGGAAAUGAGUCUGAACGAGCUGAUGCCGAGAAAAUCAAGCGCAUGAAACUAGUCGACCAAUUCGGUAAAUACAUGAUCGGAGCCCUUGGUCGCCAUGGCGAUGAAGGUAUCAUGGACGCAGACCUACCAAAUCAUAACAGCGCCCAGUUCAUCAAGUUCUAUCAGCGUCUUGGCAACGUCGGCAUCUGGGGUUUCGGAGAUGGAGCCUUCCAAUUCAACUUCCCAGACCACACAAAGCUAGUCAUCUCGCCCGGCCGCACUCGCAGCUCUUCUCCAUGGAUCGACUUCUACCACCUCUCACCCUCGGCAGCUCGCUACUUCGCCACAAAAGGCAAAAUGCACCCAGCGGGCUUCGACACCCGCGCCGUCGCCUCAGACGAGGCCGCCACGUUCCUCAGCAUCGCGAACGGUGAUUCCCUCAACUCGACCGAGGACCGCAUUCGCGAUAUCCUCGACGCAAACGCGUUCAUUCAGAAAAUCGCCUUCAUCAAAGAUACCCUCAGAGUCUGGAUCAAGUUCGGCCGUCUAGGCGGUCGCCCACCCUCCGUCGACUCCUCUCCCGAUUCCAUGCCCACCGAAGCAUUUUGGCAAGGCACACAAGAGCGCCCGCAGCCGAAAUCCCCCGGUGCAAAAUUCGUCUGGGUCACUGUCGGUGCGCCGGAUGGAGAUGGCCAUUAUAAGUCUGUGAUGUUCCAGGAUGCUCCUCGGGAGGCGGAGAAGCGUGUUGGGAUGGAGUAUGAUAAGGAAAUGGAUCGAUUGAAAGAUCGGCUUCGUGCGCUGGGCCGUUGA
This is a messenger RNA of Penicillium soppii, 1737 nucleotides long. RefSeq lists its product as uncharacterized. Gene Ontology annotation, molecular function: protein binding. Gene Ontology annotation, cellular component: cytoplasm; nucleus; spindle pole. The transcript has a single exon. The coding region runs from base 1 to 1737 and encodes 578 amino acids. The record is from RefSeq and is a predicted model, not a curated record. Gene Ontology annotation, biological process: regulation of protein localization to mitotic spindle pole body; mitotic cell cycle; regulation of cytokinesis. NCBI's taxonomy places the organism in Eukaryota, Fungi, Ascomycota, Eurotiomycetes, Eurotiales, Aspergillaceae.